UAAUGCAGGAAACAAGAUUAACAUAAUCUGUUCAAAGUUUCUGCAGUACUAUACAUUAUUUUACUGUUGAAUGUUGGUGCAUUUUGUAAAAUAAGUAUUGUAUUAUCGGUUCUUGGUUUUUGAAGCCUCUAAAAACAGGAAAAUAUGAGAUUUUAUCUGAUUGCCCUAUUCUUUAUUGGGAUAUUUUUCCAAACAAUCUCUCCAGAAAGACUACCAUCUUUAGAAAUCUCCACCUAUAAACUACAUCUCACCCUAAAUGAAAGCACAUUCUACACAGAACCCUACCAAUUUAAGGGUUAUUUACAAACAAAACUCACUGUGAGUAGCGCGUACGGCACUGACUUGCAACUGCACGCUGAUCCUGACUUUAUCACCAUCGAAAAAAUCUUCUUGGACGACACUGAAAUGACAGAGUAUUUUUUCAAUACAUCCAGUGAUGUUCUAACUAUAGAGAAUACCAAGAAUAAAAUCGGCGAUAUUUAUGGAGUCACCCUGUAUAUUCAUUACAGAAGCAGACUGAGCACGAAUGACAUGUACGGACUGUACAGGACCAGUUUUGGCAGUAAAGGAGCCGAAAAAUACAUAGCAUUAUCGCAAUUUUCUCCAAACUUUGCCAGAAGAGUCUUCCCCUGCUUCGACGAACCAACGUUCAAGACAAAUUUCCAAUUUUACGUUAGCUAUACAGAGGGUAUCGAAGUUUUCUCAAACACUUUGGGCAGUGUUAUCGAUACUACCGACGUUAUCGGUGACGAUCCAACUUUAGAAACAAUCGAGUUCAAAGGAACCAGAAAAUUAUCGUCUUACAUGACCUCGCUGAUUUUUAUGCACAAAGACGACUUCUCUUGCAGUGUUGCAGCGGAAAAUGUGUCAGAGUACGGUGGGGUAUACAGGGUGUGUUCAAUAUCAGGUUCAGAAUCGUCAAGAACUUGGGCUCUGGAGACUGGACCAACUCUCAUAAGAAAACUCAUCAAUUUUACUAACUUCGUGUAUUUUGACAAAAUGGACUUAAUGGCAGUUCCUCAUUCUGUUGUAGCAGCCGAAGAAAAUUGGGGACUUAUUACAUUCAGAGAAGAAAAUUUAUUAUUUAACACAGAUGAUGCCAGUAUAUUAGAUCUGGAACGUAUCACAAUGCUUAUGGCUUACGAAUUUGCUCAAAUGUGGUUUGGAAAUGUUGCAACGCCGCAGUGGUGGUCGAUAUCUUACGUCACCAAAGGUUUAGCAACGUAUUUGCAAUACUUUAUUACACACCAAAUAUUUGAAGAAUGGGAACUGGACAAGCAAUUUUUGAGCAAUGUCCUUCAUCCGGCCUUUGAAAUUGACUCUUUUAUUGAUUCGCCGCCUUUAAAUGCAGAUGCAGAAAGCAGAUCAGAUAUUAUCACUAAGUUGGAUAAAAUCACAAACUUAAAAGGAGCUUGCUUGUUCAGGAUGCUAAAAGAAGUGAUAGCAGGCUAUGAGAAAUUUAGACAGGGAAUAGAAUACUUUCUAACCUCAUUUUCGUAUAAAAAUACAGAAUCUCAAGGACUAUGGAACUUGAUCAGUGCCCAAUUGAACUUCCAAAGAGGACUAUUACCUACUAAUAAAGUACUAAAAGAAGUACUACUAAACUGGGAGGUGUAUCCAGGUUAUCCACUGUUGGAAGUAAGCAGAGAUAGCUACAAAACAUUUUUCAUAAAACAAAAGGGUAGGUUUUUAUAUUCUGGUUUGAACGAAACGUACCAAUGGUACAUACCAGUGAGUUAUACCCUGUCUACGAAUUUAACACAGUUUGAAAACGCAACUUUAAGCCAAUGGUUGUUGCCUAACGAGACAAUUGAAAUAUUUGUGCCUACCAUUAAUGAGAAAUGGAUUAUCUUAAACACUCAAGCUGCAGGGUACUAUAGGGUUCAUUAUGGAGAAACAUGGUCCAAUAUCUCUGAAGGAUUGCAAGAUACAAACUUUUCGGGAAUCCCAGAGCUAAACAGAGCUCAGCUUUUAAACGAUAUGUUCUCCCUUGCUAGAGCUAACAUAGUAAACUAUACCACAGCUUUAAAUUUCACGAAAUAUCUGAAAAAUGAAGAAGACCACUAUCCUUGGACCAGUGCUCUUGGAGGUUUCAACUAUAUCUUAAGAAGAAUCUAUAAUAGAUCCAAACUUAAAUCAGCUCUUUUAGACUUUCUAUCUGGUCUUAUAACCAACGUCUAUGGUACAGUUCCUUGGAAUAAGUUGGACGAUUCAAAUUAUUCUUACACUUUGAAACAGGUUGAUAUUUUGACAGGGGCAUGUCAUUUCGGACAUGCCGAAUGUGUAGAAAAUGCAGUGGGGAUGUUUGAGGACUUUAAAACGAAUGGAAACAGACCAAACAAAAAUCUUAGAGAGCUGGUAUAUUGUCUUGGACUCAGACACGCUAAAGACUCUAAAGAAAAUUGGAACUUUUUAUGGAAUAUCUUCGAAGCAACUACAAUAGAAUCAGAAAAACUGAAACUAAUUAAUGCUUUUGGUUGCUCAACUAAUGAGGACCUACUAAAAUCGUAUUUAGCUAUGACCUUAGACAGUGAUUCUGAAAUUAAGCCUCAUCAAGCUUCUACAGUUUUUGCAGCAGUAUAUAAAGGUAGUAACUUAGGUGCUAGGUUGGCUUUCGAAUUUUUAGCAGAAAACCAAGAAGAAAUUAUAACAAGGUACCAAGACAUGAACUGCUUGAAGUCCAUAGGUCUCGACUUGGCCGAGCAUUUGACAUCUGUCAGCCACAAGGAUAAGAUCAAGACAUUCUUUUUUAACCGUACUGAUGAGUUCAAACCUGUGUCUAAGCAAGUACUAGAAGUAGUGGAAAACAACGAAAUAUGGUUAGAAGAAAACUUACAAGAGUUGUACGACCAUUUUUCUUUGGAUCCCGACGAUGAAAUCAUUAUUCCCGACGAACCAUCCAAAGCAGAAGCUUAUAAUUCUCAAUUUAUUUUAAUUUUGUUAAGUAUAAUUGUUUAUUAUGUAUAGAAUAAUUUUUUAGAAAAUAAAAGACACAUUUUUUA
Sitophilus oryzae (rice weevil) is the source of this 3002-nucleotide messenger RNA. RefSeq names its product aminopeptidase N-like. Gene Ontology annotation, molecular function: metalloaminopeptidase activity; peptide binding; zinc ion binding. The transcript is spliced from 17 exons. The record is from RefSeq and is a predicted model, not a curated record. Gene Ontology annotation, cellular component: cytoplasm. Bases 145 to 2967 code for a protein of 940 amino acids. Gene Ontology annotation, biological process: proteolysis; peptide catabolic process. NCBI's taxonomy places the organism in Eukaryota, Metazoa, Arthropoda, Insecta, Coleoptera, Curculionidae.